Messenger RNA from Saccostrea cuccullata (small rock oyster), 874 nucleotides. RefSeq lists its product as uncharacterized. Gene Ontology annotation, molecular function: serine-type endopeptidase inhibitor activity. Lineage: Eukaryota; Metazoa; Mollusca; Bivalvia; Ostreida; Ostreidae. The record is from RefSeq and is a predicted model, not a curated record. The transcript is spliced from 4 exons. Bases 92 to 868 code for a protein of 258 amino acids.
AUAGGUUAAUUGCACACUAUUUUCUUAUCAAUGCUUUGAUUCCUUGUAAGGUCAAGUAACGCUGAUAGGCACUGGUUGCAACACAAAAUGGAUGAAUUGUCGGUCACCGUGCGCAGCAGCUGUCAACCCCGCUUCCGGUUGUGUAGAGUGCAACUGCCCCCAAAUAAUGACAUCGUUGCCGGUUACACAAUCACAGCCAGUCACGACGUCAUACAGAAGCACCGCCUCACAGACACCCAAAUCAUCAACGAUUACAUCAGCUGCAACGACGACAGGAACUACCUCACGUGUAUCUAGUAAAAUGACGUCACAGACACCUUCUACAACAGCCACAACACAAUUCACUACAACGUCACAGAAGGCAAUUACAUCAUCCGUGUCUAGCACUACGUCACAACCCUCUACCACAAAAACCACAACACCAUCGACGACACAGCCUCUAUCUUCGAGUAGAAUCUCAACUACUGCAGUACCGCCUCUCUCUGUCUCGUCAGCUUCUUCAACUAAAUCCGUCAAUUCUUGUCCGGGCGCUAUACAGUGUAUUCUAAGCUGUAAGAAUGGAUUUGUGAUCGGUCCCACACCGGGUCCCGAUGGUUGUCCUAGCUGUUCAUGUAAAACGGUUCCAACUACCCUAAAGACCAAUAUGUCCACAACAUUAUUUAAGCCCGUUAGUUUCCCGGCUCACCUCACGAUCUCGCCUUCAGUGACCACGCCCAUCACCAAGACACGCCUACCUAGCAGUACUCUACGGAGAAUCAUAUGUCCGGGGGUGUUCAACUGCUCUAAGACUUGUUACACUGGAUACCGCCUAGACUCUCAGGGGUGUCCGCUUUGUGAAUGUGCACCACAACCAACAGGGCUGCCCUGAAAAUUG